Molecule: messenger RNA, 1461 nt
Organism: Psammomys obesus (fat sand rat)
Lineage: Eukaryota; Metazoa; Chordata; Mammalia; Rodentia; Muridae
Gene: Tmem242
Product: transmembrane protein 242
Exons: 4
Coding region: 47-469 (140 amino acids)
Source: RefSeq, a predicted model, not a curated record
UCCACUCGGGCUUCUUUGCUAACGGACAAGUUAGAGGAGACUAAACAUGGAGACCUCGGGCUCUGGGACUGGGGAGUCUUCUACUUUAGAGGCUUCAGGGUCCCCGGAAGAUCGGCUCUUCCUGGUGAAAGGUGGAAUUUUCCUUGGUUCUGCAGCAGCAGCAGGAAUGCUAGCCGGAUUUCUUACAACAUUAUCAUUAGCUAAAAAGAAAAGCCCUGAAUGGUUCAAUAAGGGCACUAUGGCCACAGCUGCCUUGCCAGAGAGUGGAUCUUCCCUUGCCCUGCGGGCCCUGGGCUGGGGCUCUCUUUAUGCCUGGUGUGGGGUUGGUGUGAUCAGCUUUGCAGUCUGGAAAGCUUUAGGAGUCCACAGUAUGAAGGACUUUCGAAGUAAGAUGCAAUCCAUAUUUCCACCAAUUCCCAAAAACCCCGAGUCAGCUGUUGAGUGGGAGGAAGCCCUGGGAUCAAAAUGAUGGGCGUGGGCGACUCCAGGACCGCUGCAGGAGGGGCAGCAUUGGAAGCUCUGCAUCUGAGAAAGGACUGGCUGACUCCCCUCCAGCAACACGUGCAGGUGGCGGCGAACCCGCUGGUCGCAGCAUCUCUGGGUCUGUGGCACAAGGAGGGAAUGUUUUCCUAAAGCUAAAGGGACUAUUUAAUUCCCUAAAAAUUCUCCUUGAAGAAGGAUCCCAGAGGAAAUAUUUCUGUUUAGAACAAUAAACCGUGUUUUACACACACACACACACACACACUAAGAUAGAAAAAUCGUGUGAGGGCUGGAGAGAUCUCCAGAGUACACGCUGCUCUUGCAGAGGACCCCCGUUCAUUUCCCAACACCCCAUGUGGUUCCUCACCUGCAGCUCCAAGGGAUCUGAUGUCAUUUCUGGAUUCUGUGGACACCUGCACUCACAUGUGUAUGGAACCAAAAACAAUGCACAAUUAAAAACCAAUCUUUUUCAAGAACUCAGCAGGUUAUAUGUAUGCUGUGCACCUAUGUUUGUUUGUAUAAAAUAGCAAAGAGGAGGUCAUGAAUUUGAAAGGAAGAGUGGACACCAAGGUUGGAAAGGGGGUUGUAAAUGCUGUAAGUACAGUGUCCACACAUGAAAUUUUCAAGCUAUAAUUUUAGUAGGAAAAUGUUGAUAAGCAGACUCCUAACAGCAUGCAUACCUCAGUGUGUCUAAACAAAUUUUAAGGGCCUAUCUUAACGCUAAGACUAAGAAUUUGGAAGGUAUGUUUCUAUUGGCCAGUCUGCAAAGUGGUGAACCAAGCACUGGAAAUGGGAGCAGCCUGUCCUGAACACAGUCUGGUUGGAAGCUAGUACUCAUGUGCCAAGGCCCUCCCUUGAAGAACUUGUAGAUUCUUACACACAGGACAAAAGCCAGCAGCAGAUGACAGUGACUCAGAAAGGAACACUGUGUUGAAAUGGUAAUGGUGAUAUCAUGGCAAUAAAGUGUACUUUGCAGAGAAA